UUCGAGAAAUUAGCGAAAUAUUUUCGAAAAAGUGACCACGUUCGCUUACGUCAGCAAUAUUUAUCGCCACCGAACCAGGUACGCUAACGUAAUGCAUACCGAGCUUUGGCGUCAGUGUCUUGAUUACCUCAAUAGGUAAAAAAAUAUUAAACGUGUGUAUUUUUUUUUUCAAACUACACAGUAAUUUUUAGGGUGUUUUCGAAAAUGAUGAGUAAUUGAUUGGAUGCAUCAGUGGACGCUGCCGGAGCCUUCGCGUCUCGAUUCAAGUGCAUUGGAGCUGUCUCGUUAUGGCUAAAAAAAUCGAAUGGUUUUUUAUUACCAUUCUGAAUGCCGGCAAAAUAAUCCUGAAAAGACUAAAAAUAACCAAACGAAAAUGUGUUCCUGACAGCCUGAGUACAGAUUCCGAAAGCAUAGACAUUUACUACCCGGAAUUCAUGAAUGAUAAAUUACGAGAAGAUAGGAUCUCAUCGUUGAUAAGCCAACUAUCAUUCAGCACGGCGACUCUAAGCGAACUCGGUAUCAGAUACAGUUUGGACACCAUUUAUACAUUCGUCGAUGACCAAAGCUCGGUUCAAGCCACUUUAGAAAAUUUAUACAACGAAAGGAUCGAAAUAGAAAAAGAAAAUUCUCAUUUUAACGAAAGCAUUGUUCGAGUAGAUAUAGAUUCGCCUCAUCUAGUUCAAAUAGCAGCUGUUUGAACUAUCCUUAUCUGUAUCGUUUACCCUGUAAAUUGUUGUAAGUUAAUAAAAAAAAAAACGCUAUGUAAAAUAUCAACUGUUAAAUUGUUGUUUUGAGGGAGGGUUGAAUCACAUGAAAUGUUGCUUCACCUAAGCCCAGAUAUUAAAGAAUCCAGAAUCGUA
Messenger RNA from Planococcus citri (citrus mealybug), 860 nucleotides. RefSeq lists its product as uncharacterized. Bases 288 to 698 code for a protein of 136 amino acids. The record is from RefSeq and is a predicted model, not a curated record. NCBI's taxonomy places the organism in Eukaryota, Metazoa, Arthropoda, Insecta, Hemiptera, Pseudococcidae. The transcript is spliced from 2 exons.